GAGCCCAUGGCGGGCAGCGAUGCAGAUGGCGAGGGUCUGGCGUGCAGACACGGUGCGUCGCGGCGGCCGGCCGCCUCCAGCGAGCGGGAAGGCGAGGCUGCCGCUGACCGCCCGGAGCCGCUGUCCACUGCUGAAGCUCCGGCCAAGGGCGCGGAGCUGCCCGCUUGGAUGCGUCUGUACUUCUACGGAAUGCACGGGACCACCCUGGACGUGCUUGUGUCCUCCGCGAGGCUCUUCGCUCGCAGCCCCGACUUACGAAUGCUGGGCUUCUCCUCGCCCUUCCGCUGCCUCUUGCACUUGCUCACCCACUUUGCUCUGGAGAAGGUGUACCUGCAACAGCGGCACUGCCCCAGCCCCUUCGUCUUCAAUUUUCUUCUCUACCCCUCCGCGCACGUGGUUCUGCAGACCCUAGCGGGCCAGGUGCUGCGGCUCGGCCUGGGCGGCGGGCUGGGGGGCGCGGCAGCGCCGGGGGCGCUGGACCUGGUGCUGCAGUACAUACUGGCGCUCUACCACUCGCAAGUGUUCCUGAAGCGCUUCCUGCGCUUGCGGUACCGACGGCAGCUGCAGCAGCAGCCACAGGGCGCGUCCCUCGCGCCUCCUCGCACCCGAGCCCCCGCGGCGGCUGGUGGUGGGCGGCGAAGAACCCGUGGCCUCACGGGCGCCGAAGGAGCCCCCAGCAAGGGGCUGCCGGACCUUCUCCGCUUUCUUUUUUACGGAAUGCACGGCUUUUUGGAUGAGAUUUUCUUCACCUUCUUCUUUAACGUGCUGGGGCAGAGGGACAGGGCAACCAGUGGCCACACGUCGCUCUGGUCAUUCUUUAUGUAUGGCAGCUGCAGUUUCAUGGUGGAAAAACUCUAUUUCCACCUUCACUACAGUCGAGGCUGGAGCACCUGGAAGCGGGUGCCCAUCUACGUCAUCUUCAUCUACGUGUGGGAGCUGUCCUGGGGUCUGGGACUCCGCGCUUGCGGCGCUUGUUCCUGGGACUAUUCCCACUACCCGCUCAACUUCAUGGGCCUCAUCACCCUGAUGUAUUUACCUGGUUGGAUAUUCCUUAGUGUAUACCAGGACCUACUUUCCAACGUGUUGUGGCGCGUGCAGUACAUACCAAUUGACUAAAAAAGAAACAAAACCAAAACUCUGGAUUCCCACCAACCAAUGUAAUUUAUUUUUACUCUUUUAAAACAGAGUGGGUUUUUUUUUAGCAUUUAAAUUUUUAUACGUUUUACUAAAUUCUUCCAACGUACGUAUUUCAUUAGAUAUUUUAGUUUUUCUCUUUGGAACCUAUACAUAAUAUACUGUGACAUAUUUCUGGAAACACAACUCAAAGUACUAACUCAUCAAUAUUUUAAAAACCUUACAAGCCCAAACAGCAGCAAAACCAUUCUAUCUUAACAUCGGCAAGUUGUGGGAUUCACUCAC
Messenger RNA from Phyllostomus hastatus (greater spear-nosed bat), 1419 nucleotides. RefSeq names its product transmembrane protein 229A (gene TMEM229A). The coding region runs from base 7 to 1116 and encodes 369 amino acids. The record is from RefSeq and is a predicted model, not a curated record. Lineage: Eukaryota; Metazoa; Chordata; Mammalia; Chiroptera; Phyllostomidae. The transcript has a single exon.